Doryrhamphus excisus (bluestripe pipefish) is the source of this 4177-nucleotide messenger RNA. It is a transcript of the gene il15l, whose product is annotated as interleukin 15, like. The record is from RefSeq and is a predicted model, not a curated record. Gene Ontology annotation, molecular function: cytokine receptor binding. Gene Ontology annotation, biological process: immune response. Gene Ontology annotation, cellular component: extracellular region. Lineage: Eukaryota; Metazoa; Chordata; Actinopteri; Syngnathiformes; Syngnathidae.
AUGAUAAGCGGUAGAAAAUGAAUGAAAUAAUGAAUGCUGAAUGCCGAGCAUGUUGGGAGUCACUGGAGCGCUUUUUGUAUUGUUGCACCAAAGUGACCAUUUUCUGUCAUCCAGUCAGUGGACAGCGGUGUUUAUAGUAGCUUCACUCUCAACAAGCUUAAAAAAAACGGGGGACAUUAAGGGUUGGCUUUGGGAACCUUUAUAAUGGACUUUGUACAACUUAAGUGUCAUUGGAUCCCUUCAAAGCGGCUGUGUAAAUCUAAGUAAUACAUAUUUUACAAACAAGUUAUUUUAUUCAAGGACACACCGCAUGGUGCAGUACUGCUUGGUGGAAACAGGAAAGCUCAUCUGUCUACAAUGAAAUGAUGAAAAAAAAACUUACAGUAACUGCAAAGAUUAUUUUAAAGUUACACAAGACUUGAGUGACUAAUGAAGAUGUGCUGGACCCAUGGUGCUUGUCUCUCAGUGUGAUAAAAGCUGUGGGGGAAAAGAGGCGCGGCGCAGAACGCAGAUGCUGGAAAUGUGGGCGGUGCCUUCAUUGUCCAUCCAGCAACAAUUUGCGAAUGACUCCAAGACUGCACAACACAGGAGGAGACCACAGUCUGGACUUUUAAGCUGCUCCUAGAUCUCUGUGGAAACUAGAUCCAUCUGAUGACUGAUGUCUUGCUUCCUCACUUUGUGGCUCUCUACCGGGCUUCACUAAAGAUGAUAGCGCCAUGCUGACAGUAAGGUUAGUGCUUAUGGGGAUGAUUUUAUGCGUCUCCUGUCUGCUUGACGUGCAAGCCAAAGUUUUUAGCAGGGACGUCAUCAAACAGGUGGAGAUCCUGAUGGAGAAAGACUCUUUGACUAUGUGUGCAGGCUGCAAGCUCUACACACCCAAUUUAGGAGACUACAAGCGCUGCCCCAUCACCACCCUGAAUUGUUUUUCUGCAGAGGUCAAAGUCCUCCUCAUGGAGUGGGAAGUCCGUCCCAAACCCCCACUGGAGAGGGGCCUCAAGUUUCUUGCGGCAGAACUCCCCCCCCAGACAGAGUCUGAAUCAUGUCAGUGUGAGCUCCACAAGGAGGAAGACGCCAAAGACUUCCUCUCACAGCUGAACAAAAUGCUACAGGCCAUCAACUCGGACGACAGCUGAACACACCGAUUCCAACUGGGGACACUUUUGAUGGGAGUUUUGCCCAUGCUGGCCAAUCCAGGUUUUAAUUCAUGAUAUUCCACGAAAAAAAAUGUCUUACUUCUUAUCCUUAUUCUUAUUAGCAGGUUUUACGAUUUGAAGACCGUGGGGAAGUUAGAUUUACGUUGGACGUUGGAUAUUCAUCUCCGUAGGAACAGCGGGAAUGCUGCUGUCGGAGCUGCUUGUUCGUACUAGGGACCGUCAAUAAAUUUCCAUUUUCUAUUCCAUUGAAUACAGUUUGCUAAUAAAAAAAAAACACACAUGUAAAUCACACUAGAAAUUGAUCCAAAACCAUGUCAAAUAAUUGAACAUUUAGAAACAUCUAAAAACAUUUCGCAUGCCCAUUUUAGCAUUUUUAUAUUUUAUUGGCUUUUUAACAUUAAAAAUUAUAUAUAACUUGCAGACCAUGCAGACCAUGCUUCAAAUCACUUUAUAUUAGCAAUCCCAGCCUUGUAGUACAUUCAUUCAUUCAUUCAUUUUCACGAAGGUCGCGGGGGUGCUGGAGCCUAUCCCAGCUGUCUUCGGGCGAGAGGCGGGGUACACCCUGGACGGGUCGCCAGCCAAUCACAGGGCACAUAUAGACAAACAACCAUUCACACUCACAUUCAUACCUAUGGAUAAUUUUGGAGUCGCCAAUUAACCUAGCAUGUUUUUGGAAUGUGGGAGGAAACCGGAAUACCCGGAGAAAACCCACGCAUGCACGGGGAGAACAUGCAAACUCCACACAGAGAUGGCCGAGGGUGGAAUUGAACCCUGGUCUCAUAGCUGAGAGGUCUGUGUGCUAACCACUAGACCGCCGUGCCGCCCCCUUGUAGUACAAUGCACACCUAUUUGUUUUUCAAGUAUUGUUUAAUAUGAUUUUAUAUGAAUGUUUGAUAUAACAAAAUCAAGGAUAAUAUUCGAUAGCUUCAAACACACGUGACCUAGUGUUAUUGUGUUACUGUGUUAUCACUUUCUGCACUAAUUAUUGCUGGAGUAUUACAAAGCAGUAUUUAUUCCCAUUCAGCAAGUGGAAUAGGUCAUGAGCAUGAUGAUGCAUGUCACAUAAGAUGUUAUCAUUUGUUUCAGGUACUGUGUGAUGUGGUGGAGAUGGUUCUCAUGUCUGGAAGUGUUGUCCGAGUGAUUAUACCUGGUGUUUUCAACACUUUGCGGAGUGCCUGAUGAUCAGCCUUACUGCAGCUACAUAACUACUCAAAUAUGAUAAUAUAGUUAUCACUCUGCUAAUGGCACAGUUAUAGUUCACCAAGAGUAUUGAAAAGUUUCGCAAAAGGUGUGCAUCAUAGUAUUAGGCUUGUAUUACUUACUUACUUACUUAUACAGUUGUUUCCAGCACCUAGAUCACAUGAGUUUGAAGCUAUUGAACAUUAUCCUUGAUUUUGUUAUAUCAAACAUUCAUAUAAAAUCCUAUUAAACAAUACUUGAAAAACAAAUAGGUGUGCAUUGUACUAAUAUAACGUGAUUUGAAGUGCCUGGGCGACGGCCUGCAAGCUAUAACACAGUUGCAUUUUUUAAUGUUAAAAAGUCAUGUAAAAUUUAAUAAAAUAUAAAACUGCUAAAAAUGGGGGUUCUAAAUGUUUUUAGUGUAGGAUUAAUUAUUUGACAUGGUUAUGUUUCAAUUUCUGGUGUCAUUUAGAUUUUUUUAGCAAACUGUCUUCAAUGGAAUAGAAAUUAAUGGAAAUUUAUUGACGGUCUCUGGUACGAAUAAGCAGCACCGAAAGCGAGAAGCCCGGGCACAGUGAGGCGGACUACCGCUGUUCCUACGGAGAUGAAUAUCCAACUUCACUGCGGUGUUUUGAAGUUUAAAGGCCUAGCAGACAGAACUACUGCUGGUGUUCUUGAACGUUGCCCAAAAACAAACAUUCAUUGCAUCAGCACAUUCCUCAACAGUGAUAAUGAUGCGGUAACUGAACCACGAUCCACCUCUCCAAGAAAUGUGACACAUUAAUCACAUUAACACACACAGAACAAGCUGCCAGACACUAUUAGUCUUGCAAAGAAAACAUUGAGGAACGUGCAAGUCAGAACAAAGCAGACAUUUUAUUUUGCAAUGAACAUCAAUAUUAACACAGCCUUAUCAUAGAAAUUACACGCCGUUUUGCUGCAGAGAAGUCUGUUCAUCAAGAGUAAAAUAUGUGUGUGUGUGUGGGGGGGGGGGGUUAAGGUGAAGAAAAAACAAGGUCCAAAUGACGUGUUUGAAAAGCAAGUGUACUGCGAAGUCCAGCGAGCACAACCAAAUGCUUUUUAAUGCAAUUAAAGAAAAAACUGACAGCAGUUCAAUCCAGAAUGCACGGUUUGUUCCAAUAGCAGAGAAAACAACUUCGGUUCUGGUUGAGCUCUUUCUGUGCGCAUGCUCAGUAGGCCCAGACUCGAUGCGGCCGUUCGGUGCUGUGAGAAAAGACUUUUUGGUCCCUCAGUGAAGACAUCAGCUCUCAGGCUUGUCCUUGUUGGGCCCCAUGAAGUCCAGUCCGUCGACCGGGAUGUCCUUGUCCUUUAUGGCCUUCUGCACGCAGCGCUGGUACAACCGGAAGCUCUCGGUGCAUGGGUCGCCGCUUCUCUCUCCCUUGAGGAACUUCUCGGCGAACCAGCGGUUAAAACACUGAUCAUAUUCCCGCUUCAGGUCCGUGCAGGCUUCCCCCACGCUGUUCAUGUUGCUGAAGCCCCUUUAACGAGACGCUAAAUACCUCCAACACACGCACGCUUUCUCAGCAGACUUAUCAAGCCACGGCUGGCAACCGGAAGCGUAACGAAGAUCGUUUAUUUUUACUCACCCUCACUCUUCCAGAAGUUGCAAUUCCCUAAAAAUUGCUCUGGGUAAAUGGUCAAAUCAAAACCGAAUUGAAUGUCAUCCUUAUACACUAACAUGAGGACAGGUCUGUAGAAAAUUGAUGGUUGAAUAGUUACAAACAUACCCCCUGUUGGCUAUGAGAAGUAUAUGAGAUGAUGUGGGAGCACUCUGAUUAGAUAGUAAAUUUUGUUAUCCACGUGUCAUCAUUUAAGAAACAUAU